CCUACCAAUCAAGCAAUCGAACUGUCGUUUGACCUUUUGCUUUUGCAGAGCAGCAUGACCCGCACAACGAACGCUUCGCGCGGAGCUUCCCGCACUCCAGGAAGAAGCAGCAACAGGAGCAGCAGCAGCACAACGGAGCAGCAUCAGUCCCAGCAGCAGCCUCGGCAGCAGCAGCCGCAGCCGCAGCAGCGGCAGCGCGUGCGAGAAGCGCUCGCGGCAGUCGCGGGGCUGCCGCUGCCGCCGCAGCUCGGCCACCAAAACGCACGGGCACAGAUUGCGCUGGGAGAGCUCAGGGCCGCAGAGGCCGCAUGUCGGUCUGAAGAGCUGCUGGGCGCAGACGCAGCAACGCUCGUGGCGCUCUGCGCCGCGCACGGUUGGGCUGCCCGCGCGUACGCUGCAGACCCCAACCUGGAGAUAGCCGUGGCGUUUUUGAAAGAGACUGCUGCCAUGCUUGCAUUGCGCCUGACGCUGAUGCGGAACGCGGGUGACAAUCGGGAGCCCGCGAGUUGCUGGCGAGUCCACGUCGCGAGCGGUCGGCUGGUCACGCUCGCGCUGCUGCGGGGCGAUCUGUUGGGCGUGUAUGCGCGCAUUGCUCGCAACUGCUGCGCAAGCUCAGCUUCCACAGCAGCAACAGCAGCAGCAGCAGGUGCCCCGAAGGGCAAAGCACGCCCCGCGACAGCGAGCGCCUUGGAGGCGGCAGAAGGGAUCGAGGGCGCCGGGCGCCGCACUUGGCGCCGCUUAUGCUUACAAGACUGCCUGCUCGUGCUGGGCUCUCUCGCCGCCUGGACGAACGGUGUUGCAGGCGACGACCUUUGCGGGGGCUGCUCGCCUCAGGACAUUCAGCAGGAGCUUCUCGCGGCGCUUCAUCGCAGCCAGCUGCUUGAGCACGCGUCGGCAGCAUUGCUGCGAGGCGUGGCCAUGGCAGCAAGGGCGGCGGAGGCAGGUGACGGCGGCGGCGGGGUGGGCGCGGGCGGGGCCGCGCAGCAGGAUGUGGAGGCGGCGGCGGCGGCGCUAACGGCACCCCUCGCCACCACCCUCUGCGCGCUGCUGGACGUGCUGCUGGCGCCGCACAGCGUCGGCCUGGGGCCACCGGCCGCCGAUGCUACUGCCGCCGCCGCCGCCGCCGCCGAUGCUACUGCGUGUGAGCCUGCUGCUGACCUGCUGCGGCAGUGUCUGUGCGGCGCCGCCGUGCAGUGCUUCCUGGUCUGGGUCCUGCCCGCCGCCUGCGACGGCAUGCAGAGCCUCCAGCAGGACCCCGCCGGCAGCAGCGGCAGCAGCAGCAGCAGCGGCAGUGGUGGCAGUAGCAACUGCGGUGUAAGCGGCAGUGGUGGCAGUAGCAGUUACGGCAGCAACGGUGAAAGCGGCAGCGGCAGCUGCAGUGGUAGCAGUGGUGGCAGCGUACCGGCUCCCUUGGCGCCGUUGGCGGCUGGUGCAGCGGCUGGGGCGGCGGCGGCGCCGCUGCUGCCGCACCAACCCGACCGCCGGUACUCGAUUGCUGCCAUGCGGCGCCGGCGGCUGCCGGCUGGGCUGGAUCGCUCGCUCAUACUCACCGACGCAGCAGGCGGCCCCCAGGCCCCCCUGCGGUCGUCGGCCGUGGGGAACCUCACCGUUGCCCGCGCCUUUGUGGAAGGCAUGCUGUGCACCUUCAGCGGCGGCCCCUGGCCCCUGCUGAUGCCGCCGCUGGGGGAGGCCGACGCCGGAGAGCCCCCGGCGCCAGCAGAUGCAGGCUCGCCGGCGGCAGGGGCGCUAGCGGCAGGGUCAGCGGGGGUCCCGACAGCCGGGGUGCCGCCACACGAAAAUGCAAGCUGCUGCCUGCUGCGGCGGGCUGCUGCCGCGGCGGGCGGCGACAGUGGCGGCAGUAGGGACGAUAGGGGCGGCGGCAGUGGGGGCGGCAGUGGGGGCGGCAGUGGGGGCGGCAGUGGGGGCGGCAGUGGGGGCGGCAGUGGGGGAGGCAGUGGGGGAGGCGCUUGCGGCGGCGGCAGCCAGCUGUCACGUGCGGGCGUGUUCGACCUGUUUGCCUCGUGCUGGCCCGCCUAUCGGGAGCUUGCCGGCUUGCAGAACGAGGCGCACUUGCGUGACAAAGCUGUCCUGCUGCUGACCAACCUGCUGCUGCAGCUGCAGCCGCGCCAGGCGGCGCCACGGCUGACGCGGUUGUGGGAGGUGGUGCUGGAGGAGCUGGCGUGCGGGAACGUGUCCGCAGCACCAGACGCGCUGCAUACCCUGGUGUUGUUGCGGCUGGAUGCGCCGGGCCGCCGCCACCGCGGCCAUCCGCAACAACAUGAACAGCACCGAUCACAGCAGCUGCACGAUGGCCAACAGCAGCCGCAGCCGCUGCAACGGCAGUCGUCCUUGCGGCCGCAGCAGCCGCAGCCAGAAGCAGCAGCAGUGCCAGCAGCGCCGCAGUCGGCUGCUACAGCUGUAACCGCAGCUAGGGCCGUGGCAGCGGCAGCAGCCGAUCCCAGCUACAGCCUGCGCUGCGCUCUAGAUGCGGGGCUACUGCCGGCGCUGGAGCGGGCGCUGCGGUACAACGGCGGCGGUGACGGCGGAGACCGCGCAGCCGCGUUCAGUGCUGCCUUUGAUGCCAUCGCGCCUGUCCUGAAGUGCACCGGCGGCGACGCUUGGCCAGUACUGAUGGCGCACGGCUCCCUGCCCGCGGCGGCGGCGCUGGUAGUGACCCUGGGUUCGGGUCUCCGCUUGCUGCAGGCUGAUGCCGCUGCCGCCGCCGCCGCCGCCGCUGCCGCCGCCAGCACGGACGGCAUGCCGGCGGCCCGAGCCACGGCCCCGCCGGCUCAUGCUGCCGCCGCCGCAGACAGCGCCGCUAGCACCUGCUGGAGCCUGCUUGUCGGAAUGAUCACCGAUGCGGAACUUGGCGCCCCGCCGCGACCUCGCCCGCGGGACCAGCCGCCACAGGGGCAGUCAGCACCGCAGGCCAGCGCCAGCGCCAGCGCCAGCGCCAGCGCCAGCGCCAGCGCCAGCGCCAGCGCCAGCGCCAGCGCCAGCGCCAGCGCCAGCGCCAGCGCCAGCGCCAGCGCCAGCGCCAGCGCCACAGCAGCAGGCGGUGCCACAGCGGCAGGCGGUGCCGGCGGUGUGGCAGGCGGCCACGGCUCGCGGGCAGCUGCAGCCGCCGGUGCCGAGCCGCCGCCGCCGCCACCAAGCUUUCCUGGCUCCAUUCGUGCCGCUGCCAGGUGGGAGCAGCAGCGACUGCUUCUCAGCCUAGCCGUGCAGCAGUGGGUCCCAGCGCUAGCGUGGCAGGUGGCAAUGGACGCACCGCGUGCCACUUCUGAAUGCGAGCGGAGCAACAGCUGCCAUUACAUGAACAUACUUGCAUGGCUGCAAAUGCUCUCGCUGGUGCUUGUGCAGGGCGUAGCAGCUGUAGAUGCGAGGCUUCCUGCACACGACGGGUCAGCUGCAUCGGCGGCGGCAGCUGCAUCGGCGGCGGCGGCGGAGGCGGAGGCGGCGACACGCGCGGGUGACGUGGCGGCGGGAUUGGGCCGAGGACGGCGCCACCGCCAGCAGCAGUCCUGGACCGGCCUUGUCGACCGCCUGAUUGCGACAAACCUUGCUGAAGCUGUGCUGGCCGGAAACUUUGUCCAGCUGGUUGCGAGCAGCGGCGACUUUGAUGCGCAGGAGGUUGUGAUUGAUUUUUUCGCCGCGUGGUGGUCGGCGGCGCAGGAGCUGCAGCUGUUGCAGCCAGCCGCCGCCGAGCUGUUUGGCCAGCGCGGCACAGCGUUGGCGGCGGCUGCAGCGGCCGCGUUGGUGGUAGGAGGCGAGAAAGGCCAGAGGGCACGGAAGGCUGCGCUCGGGGCCCUGGGGGAAAUGGCGAGGCGGUGCGACUGCCCCGUGCUUACAGUGCAUUGUGAUACGGAGGCGCCGAGUCAGCGCGAGCUUGGGGAGCAUAUUCUUGACAUUUUGACAUCCCGGGCAGCGUUGGCAGAAAGGGUUGUGGGCGGCGGUUGGUAUAAAUUCACGCUGCGGGGCGGCUCACGAAUUCUGCUGUCGCCGCUGGAGUUGGAGGCGCGGCUGCGGGCUGUAGCGGCGGAUGUGGCUGUAGCGGCGGAUGUGGCUGUAGCGGCAGUGCCGUCGCAGGCGGCGGCGACUGGUGGUGGCUGCGGUGACGGCGGCGGCGGCGACACUGUUCGGCGUGGUGCGGUGCUGUGUGGCAACCCCGACUGCUGCAGCCUUGACGGGCCCAGGGCGGUGUGAAGGCCCAGGCGGCAUGCAGGCAGUGAAUCGCGGGCGCGAGCACUGACUUUGGCUUUAAGGCGUGGGCUUGGGAUGGGUUUGCAUUGCGCACCACAUAUUGACGUGCGUUGCGGAACUAAUGCGUACGUAGACCAGAGCGGAAGGCGAAGUGGGCUUGCAGGCGGCACGAGAGCAGGCAGUCAGUAGCGCAAGUUGCGAAUUCACAUGUUACCUCGUAACCGACGGUAAACGCUAUGGACGGUCGGGCCCAUGGCUGGCUGACGGAAGGCGGCUGCUGUAUUGGGAUGGCUGGGCUGGGCGACGGCGGCCGGGCUGGCGUUGGGACUACCAGAAGGAUGCGCCCGAAACCAACCUGGAGACCACAUACCGUACUGGUUUUGGGCACUGGCGCAUGCUUGUGUGUGUGUGUGGGGGGGGGGGGUUGUAGACGGUGGCACGCCGUACAGACACAGACGGCAGACAUGGCCACAUGGGGUCAAGAGGUCCACACAAAAUUGGCGGAAGCUGUUGCAGUGUUGCUGUUGGGAGGAAGUGGCUGUUGCCCGGCAAGCAAGGGCAGACGAGCAGGGCCGAGCAAGUCCGCGUGCACAUGGGGUGAGCUCCUUCACCGCUGUGCGUGUUGUUCAUGUGGUUCGUACUGUGCGUGCAAAGAGGUUCGUGCCUGGCUGCUGCUCAUGAGGACGCAUCAGGGUUCGAGGUCAGGGUCCGAGAGUUGAGGGAGCUGUGCGGAUGGGCAAGCUAGGCAGGACUUGGCGGGCACACGGGUGACAGGAGGCAACAACAUGCCGCCCUGCCUUGAUGGCGGCAAAGGGUCGUCACGGGUUUGGGGCACGUGCACAUGGCAUGGCUGGGUUUCGCAUCUGUUAGCCAUGGCCGUGGCACUUGCACUCACUUGCACUUGCAGGUCAGGCUUUGGGGUCACGAGGAGCUAGCGCCUAGCGGCCGAGGCCGCUUGAAAAAUAGCGUCACUCUGAGGUUGAACAAAGUGCUGAUCCCGACUGUGUUUGUGGUGUGGGCAAGGUGCUUUUGCCUGGCAAGGAACCAAGGAGACCCCAGUGUCCGCGGUUAAUGCUCGCGGUCGUGCUCGCGGUCUUGCUCGCGGCCAUGGGGCUUCCUCGGGAUCGUGGAUCAAGCAGUAGGGUUCCAUCCGUGCACCACAUGCUACGCAGUCGCUCAUGCAGACUUAGGCCACAACUGCCAGACCCGAGUAAGUCACAGCACGGAAGUCGGAGGGGUGUUCAGCAGUUCAGCGCACGUAGGUUGAGGAAAGGCUCGACGAGAAGGGUCAGCAGGUCACAGCAGGCCACCUUCAUCAUAUGAGCGAGGACAUAGAGAGUGGGGAUUGUGCAAGUGGCGGAAUCAAAUCAGCUCGAGUCC
Chlamydomonas reinhardtii is the source of this 5580-nucleotide messenger RNA. RefSeq lists its product as uncharacterized. Gene Ontology annotation, molecular function: kinase activity. The transcript is spliced from 2 exons. The coding region runs from base 55 to 4203 and encodes 1382 amino acids. The record is from RefSeq and is a predicted model, not a curated record. NCBI's taxonomy places the organism in Eukaryota, Viridiplantae, Chlorophyta, Chlorophyceae, Chlamydomonadales, Chlamydomonadaceae.